Messenger RNA from Medicago truncatula (barrel medic), 1524 nucleotides. RefSeq names its product probable pectinesterase 68. Bases 194 to 1288 code for a protein of 364 amino acids. NCBI's taxonomy places the organism in Eukaryota, Viridiplantae, Streptophyta, Magnoliopsida, Fabales, Fabaceae. The transcript is spliced from 5 exons. Gene Ontology annotation, molecular function: pectinesterase activity. Gene Ontology annotation, biological process: cell wall modification; pectin catabolic process. The record is from RefSeq and is a predicted model, not a curated record.
CCUCUCAUUUGUUCUUCCUUUUUACUUACACACAUUGUAUAUUAUACUAUACUAUUCCACAAAUAUUUUAAUCACCAUGCUCCCAAGAUAUAUAGUAUAAAUACAAUACAACAUAUCAAACAGUUUCUUCUUCCAAACAUUCUAUUCUUAUUUGUUUGUGUUCAAUUCUCAACUCUCUCUAUAUAUAUAUAUAAUGGAUACACCUACUCUUUUACAUUCUUUGCAAUUGCUUUUGGUUUUCACUUGCAUGUUGUUAAAUGCAGGAAUAGUAACACUUGCUGCACGCCUUCAUCAUCAUCAUCACCACACUACCUUCAACACAUUGUCUACUACAAACUCUUCCAAGAACCACUGGAUCGGACCCGUUGGUAACCGUGUUAUCACGGUUGAUAUUAACGGUGGAGGUCAGUUCCAGUCCGUCCAAGACGCAGUAAAUUCCGUCCCAGAUAACAAUACAAUGAAUGUCCUUAUUCAAAUCAGCGCUGGAUUCUAUAAAGAGAAAGUGGUAGUUCCCGUGACAAAACCGUACAUAACAUUUCAAGGGGAAGGGAGAGAAGUAACAGUGAUUGAAUGGCAUGAUAGAGCUUGUGAUCCUGGUCCCAAUGGACAACAGCUACGUACUUAUAGAACUGCUUCUGUUACUGUCUUUGCCAACUAUUUCUCUGCAAAGAAUAUCACCUUCAAGAAUACAGCGCCGGCACCAAUGCCCGGGAUGCAAGGAUUGCAAGCGGUGGCGUUUCGCAUAUCAGGGGACAAAGCAUACUUCUCCGGAUGUGGCUUCCAUGGUGCACAAGACACACUUUGCGACGAUGCUGGUAGGCAUUACUUCAAGGAAUGCUACAUUGAGGGCUCCAUUGAUUUCAUUUUUGGAAAUGGAAGAUCCAUGUACAAGGAUUGUGAGCUGCAUUCAAUAGCAACAAGGUUCGGAUCCAUAGCAGCACAGGAUAGACAAUACCUAGACGAGAAGACAGGCUUCACAUUUGUACGAUGCAAGGUGACAGGUUCAGGCCCACUAUAUGUAGGACGUGCAAUGGGGCAAUACUCAAGAAUAGUUUAUGCCUAUACAUACUUUGAUGAUAUAGUUGCACACGGUGGUUGGGAUGAUUGGGACCACACCAACAACAAAAACAAGACUGUGUUCUUUGGAGUGUACAAAUGUUGGGGACCGGGAGCAGAGGCAGUACGUGGGGUGUCAUGGGCACGAGAGUUGGAUUUCGAAACAGCACAUCCAUUUAUCAGGAAGAGCUUCGUCAAUGGGAGACAUUGGAUCGCACCUACUGAUGCUUAGCCAUUUAUAGCAUUAUUAUUGACUUCCCCAAUUACCUUUUAAAAAUGUAAUAUAGAAGGAAAAACAAAAAGAAUUAUAAGAUGCAGCUCAUACCAAAGGAAUUCAUUUGUUGACAAUUUUGAUAUCCUCUCUUUGUAGAGGUGAUUCUUUUCAUUGAGUGUUCUUUGACCUCCCUCAAAUGUAAUAAAGAAGAUAUUCUUUUUAUGAGACAGUGAUGCUAACAAUAACACUACAUA